AUGUUACGAUUAAUGCGAUAUGUAUUUAUCCUUAUCCUAUUGAAAAUAUCUUCCAGUCAUAGCGUCCAAACAUCAAAUAGUUGUGUAUUUGCCAAUGUCAUAUAUUCACUGUAUGAAAACAUAUUUCAGUCGACAACCAAUACUUCUUUAACAAUUUUUCCUCUCUAUUCAUUGAAUAAUCUAUCAUUGAAUAAACCACUUCAGGCAGGUUUGAUUUAUAAAUUAUCAGAUACACAAUUAGUCCCUGUGCCUCUCGUAUUCGAAUGUAUAAAUCCAACUACAAACAACAUACACUUUUAUGAAGCAUUAGAAUGUGAAUUUACAAUUCUUGAUCGUGCUAUUAUAUCGUCCUAUUCUCGAACGAUAAAAUCAAUUUUAUCCGAGCCUACUCGUACAAAAAUAAUGACAUUAAAUUUUCAGACACCUCUCGGUCCAUUAUCGGGUGCCUAUUUUAAGCAGUCAGAUAUAAUUAUUCGUCAUUGUGUAUUAAAACCGGUUAAUUCGACAACAGAUAAUUUAAUUACAAACAAUACAUUUGAUUUAAAAUUAAAUUUUGAACAAAAAAUUAAUUCACCAUGCAUCACCAAUCACUGUACACAUUCAAAACUUUAUCAUUGUAAUAAAAAUAAUUCAAAAUGUGAAUGUCAAAUAAAUGUUGAACAAUUUCAACAUGUAUGUGUUGAAACGGAAAUAAAGACAAAUUGUACAUUGACACCCGAAAGAUGUUUGAAAAUAUGCCGAAAUAAAUAUUCGUUUGAUCCUGAUUGCAUCUGUCCAGAUGGUAUAACAAAAACAAUACAUUAUAUAAAUAACAAUUCGUUACCAAUUUAUCGAUGUGAACUUCUGAUGUUGUCAGAUUGUGAUGAAAAUUAUUAUCAUUGUCCAUUCGACUACAUUUGUCAAAACGGACAGUGUAUUAAUAAUAAUGUAGUCAUCGUUGGUGAGCAACGACAAUUUAUUCCACAGUUAGCUUUAUCGUUACUAUUAAUAGCAUUAUUAAUCGGUGCAAUUCUAACUAUUGUUUGUCUAAUUAUUUGUCUAUUAAAAAUGCGUUUAAUGAAAUCAGUCAAAUUUGUUCGAUCAACAAUGACAUAUUUACCAUCAUCAUCGUCUUCCACACGGAGAACAACAAUAAACUCUUGUUCAACAUUAUCGACAAAUUCAUCAUCGUCACCCUGUUCAACAAUUUCUUCAAGUUCAAAAUCAUUACAAUUAGAAAAGUGUACAAAAAUUCAAUUAAUAAAAGAAUAA
Messenger RNA from Didymodactylos carnosus, 1251 nucleotides. The record is from the annotation of a GenBank genome assembly. Lineage: Eukaryota; Metazoa; Rotifera; Eurotatoria; Philodinida; Philodinidae.